Messenger RNA from Mesorhabditis spiculigera, 1350 nucleotides. Lineage: Eukaryota; Metazoa; Nematoda; Chromadorea; Rhabditida; Rhabditidae. The record is from the annotation of a GenBank genome assembly.
AUGACGGCCGACCUGGAAAAGCCGGAAAAGACGCAGAAACGGUUUUAUGUCGGCAGGAGCCUGGCGGCAUUUUGGCUCUUUGGAAUUUGCAACAAUUUCGCGUAUGUCGUUAUGCUCAGCGCGGCUCAGGACAUCCUACGAGUUGAAGAAAUGUCCUCAGGAAAUUUGACUGUCGCUGAAGAAGUCUGCUUGCCGGACCGAUCGCACCGAGUUUGCACUCAAGAGUCUGCCGGGCUAGUGCUUAUGCUAAAUAUCUUACCGAUGUUCUUUGUAAAGCUGAUAGCGCCGUUCUUCAUCGACUAUCUGCCUUAUGGUACGCGAAAUGCCCUUGUGGUGAUCACGCAAGCUAUGGCUCUGCUCAUUACAGCUUUUGCCACAAGUGUCCCGGUUGCUUUAACAGGCGUUGCCGUAGCUUCAAUUUCAUGCGGUUUCGGAGAGAUGAUGUAUCUUGGGUUGGCUGCUCACUAUUCAGCUAAUACUAUAACUUCCUGGUCAUCCGGUACUGGAAUGGCUGGAAUUUUGGGAUCAAUAUUAUAUGCAGCUAUGACCGAUCCUCGAAUGCUUGGAUUAAGCCCGAAAAUCUCGCUCCUCCUGAUGCUCAUCGCCCCUUUCAUCUUCACACUGACGUACUGGAUGGUGCUAGUCCGAGCUCCGACGGUGAGGAAAACCGUAUUCUACGAGCCGCGCACGUGGAUCGAUUGGGGGCCACGAUCAAAUGUGGAGAGACUGAAGGAGGAGAGGGAACGACCGAGUGAUGAAGAAGAAGACCGAAAAAGCGAUACCUUCGUCGAGAUCUAUGGCUCCUACUCCUCGCUCCGUCAGAAGAUCUCUAUCACCUUGGGCCUAAUGAAAUACAUGGUGCCGUUGGGUACAGUCUUCUUCGCCCAAUACUUCAUCAACCAGGGCUUGGCCGAGUUGAUCGUGUUCGACUGCGAUAAUAGUUUUCAUUCAUCACCAGAAUCGCAGUAUAAGUGGUAUCAGGUGCUGUACCAGAUCGGGAUUUUUAUCUCGAGAUCUGCAAUCAGUUUGAUUCCAAUGCCAUUUUGGGUUAUUGCUUGGAUGUUGCCAUUGUCGCAGCUGUCCAUCCUUGGCGUACUCCUCGUCGAAACCCUCUCCCCUUAUUUCCCACACAUCAUCGCUGCCUACGGUAUCAUCUUCCUCGAAGGCCUAACUGGUGGAAGUGCCUACGGUAAUACCGUACGCCAUGUACAUCAAAAUGUAAGCCCCUCCAUCAAAGAAUUUGCACUCCUAAUCGUUACCGUAUCCGACACGGUCGGUAUCCUCCUGGCCGCCGCCCUCGCCAUCCCUACACAUAACCAAAUCUGCGGAAUGCCCUACUAUAAGUGGUUC